CGAAUAAGGAGUAGUUCUUGACUCCGGCUUCGGACGCUUUUCCGUUGUGGUUAAUUAAAAGAGCCCAAUCGUUUAGCACCGGUGGUGCUUAUGUAUCUGAUGAUGGUGCUUCUAUGCUUCUUUUUGAUUCUUUGGCUGAGACGGCUGAGUUUGCGAGGAGAUGGGUUCCGUUUUGUAAGAAGCAUAAUGUUGAGCCAAGAGCUCCUGAAAUAUUAUAAAAAAAAUAUUAUAAAAUAAGAACACAAGGAUGAGUUGGACAAGGUGAGGGCUGGGGGAGACAAUUCUACAGAGGGAUUAAAAGAAUCAAAAAACACUUGUGAAAAAUGUGGUCUUACUUUCAAGAAAGCUGCUUAUUUGAAACAGCAUAUGCUAAGCCAUUCUACCGAGAGGCCGCAUGUCUGUCCUGUGGAUGAUUGCCCUUCCGAUUCUGAGAAGAAAGGAUCACUUGAAUCGCCAUCUUCUCAUACACAAAGGAAAACUAUUCAAAUGUCCAAUUGAGAACUGCAAAAGUGAAUUUUCUAUCAAAGCUAACAUUAAGAGACAUGUUGAAGAACUGUAUAAUGAGGGUCGAGCUUCCCCCAGCACUGAAUGUGAGAACACUGAGAGGAAGCAUGUAUGCCAAGAAGCUGGUUGUGGGAAAGCUUUUGCAUUUUCCAUCAAGGCUACGUAAGCAUGAGCAAUCCCACGAAAGCAUAUUAUUGGAUUGAAGCUGAAAUCAUAUUAAAAAAUAUCAACCAAGAUUUUUAUUACAUGUCGUGUGAUUUUUGUAAUAAGAAACUUAUGUUCUACAACGACAACGAAGAAACAGAUUGUGAAAAUCCAAAAUGCGGAAAAAGAUGUCUUCCUACACCACGUGCAAGGACAUAUGUAACUCGACGAUGGUACAGAGUUGCUAGAUGCUGUGAUGUUCGGUCAUGUUGCAGAAAACAUAUUCUCAUGUACUGCAGUUCAAUUAAGAUCAUAUUCGGACUAGAAACAUAAGUUGUUUGUCCAAAAAACUACGAAGCAAUUAUCAGCCAAAAAAUGGAGAAUUCAGUUGUACGUAGAUGCAAACCGAACAAUGACUUCAAAGUACAAUCAGUUCACCAUUCAAGGAGUUGAACCAAUGGAAGAUUAGGAAGAAGUUACUUUUUUUUUUUUUUUACAGUAAUUUUAUUUUAUUUAGUGUUGAGACUUUUCUUGCUGCUGAGCUUGUUUUUCUUUCUCUUGACUUGUUAUUUAUGGAUUUACAUGGAGUAGUGUAUGCAAGUAUUUCAUAUACCCAAUUUUCUAAAAGUAAAUAAUAAGUAUUAUUUUAUUAUGAUUUA
Cannabis sativa is the source of this 1307-nucleotide messenger RNA. RefSeq lists its product as uncharacterized. The transcript is spliced from 6 exons. Bases 616 to 981 code for a protein of 121 amino acids. The record is from RefSeq and is a predicted model, not a curated record. NCBI's taxonomy places the organism in Eukaryota, Viridiplantae, Streptophyta, Magnoliopsida, Rosales, Cannabaceae.